Messenger RNA from Rotaria sp. Silwood1, 3368 nucleotides. Lineage: Eukaryota; Metazoa; Rotifera; Eurotatoria; Philodinida; Philodinidae. The record is from the annotation of a GenBank genome assembly.
AUGACUAUUAGCGAAGUAUCCAUUUUCAGUUUAAAUCCAUGCCAAUAUGGAGCUGAAUGUCAUGACUUGGACGAUGAACAACAUUGUCGUUCUUAUUCACAUCCACCAUUAUGUCAUCAAUCCGAUUCAUGCGAUCAAGUGAAAAACGAUGAAGUGCAUAAAAACUUUUUUAUCCACCGCACCAAAUGUCAAUAUGGUGGUCAAUGCAAGCAGAUCAAAGACGAAAAGCAUCGACGCCAAUAUGACCAUCCCGAAUAUUGUCCUCAAGCUAGUGGUUGUACAGACAUGAGUGAAGACCAUUUAAAGAACUUUUGCCAUUUACCACUUUGCAAGGACGGUGGUCCAAAUAAGUGUGCAUUGUUUCGUAAGAGUGAUCUUGAACAUUGUCGUUCCUUUCGUCAUUGUAACCCCAAAUGUCCUUUUGGUGGUAAUUGUGUCCAGUAUCAUGAUGAAGAUCAUUUUAAAAAUCAUUCACAUCCGUUUAAAACACCUUGUCCCCGGACGCCAUUUUCGUGUCAAUACCAUGUCGAGUUUUUACAAGCGAAGGAAAAACCUGCUGCAACAUUCAGAAAAGUCGUUGAAGAUCAUUGUAGUGAAUUCUCACAUGUUUGUCCGUUCGGACGAGAAUGUACUGAUACAACAAAACACCAUGCCUCUGUUUCGAUUCACAUUGCACGAAUAGUUUGUCCGCAAUUAGAUCAGUGUUCAAUGAUAACAGACGAAGAACAUUUAAAUUCGUUUUCUCAUCCCGGCGUGCAUGACAUUCGUUAUUUAUGUAACUAUCCAAGUUUCAAAUGUCGAGAUCGAUCGAAUAAUAAACACAUAAAACGUUAUCGUCACACUGGUAAUUAUGAUCACUUCGGUGUGGCACACUAUACUGGUCUCAAUAAACGCAUCGAUUUUGUACGAAAUCAAGAGGAAAUCACAAAAGCAGUUCGCACCUAUAUUAAAUCAGAAAAUUGGAAACACUGGAACAAUACCAUUCCAGAAGAAAUUACUAAUUGGAUUCGGGCAUUGCCGCCUGUUCAUCGAUGCAACAAAGCUAUUUUUGAAUCAAUUCUUGUUCAUGGAAAUGUUAUGAGUAGAGAUUAUAUGAAUCAAUUGCGUAAUCCACCAUUUGUGGUUAAUGCUGUCGAGCAGAAUGAUAAAAUACGAACGAUAUUAGCUCCACAAAAUUCUGUAGCACUUCUAAGUCAUGCCCACGAGUUCAUUGAAGCGCUAGUGACCAUCGAAUUUUAUAGAGCUGAUCACAAUAAAGCAGCUUACUUAGUAAACGAUGAGCACGUAAAUAAAAUCAAAAUAAAAGAAGCACAAUUGACAGGCUUUCUGAAAUCAGACGAAAUACAAAUCAUUCGAUCAUGUGCCAUAGAAAUUGCUCGAGCUUCUUUGAAACUGAAUAAUAAUCCAAUGGGAAUCGGACAUAUGCCUGAUAUUGAGCUUGGCACAAAUAAACAUGUCUUUAGCAUAUUGGGACCCAAUCUGGGGUAUUACUACGGCGAUGUUUUUAUUAUUUUUAAACGUGAGAUUAUGCAUCAUCCAGAUGCUAAUUUUUCAAUCCAAGCUGCGACCACAUACGGCCAAAGCACCAAUGCAUACAAAUUUAGGCCCUGGUUAAAGGAUCCGGGCACUCCUCAAGAUCGUAUAGAAGACUUUCAUCGAUCGAAAUUGCACUGUUCAAUACCAGGUUAUGAUAAUGCGGCUGCUCUAGAACUUGUGGCAUUGACUGGGUUAGAGAAAAAGACAUUGAAUGUAAAUCUCAGCGAUAUUCAAAAACGAUGGAUGUCCAUAGACGCACAUCUUGUAUUCGAAGCUCAUGUACCACAGCUGAUACCUUUGAACUACAUCGAUUGUGUCUACAUACCUAAAAAUUUAUUCCAAUCAAUGACACUAUUUGCUCAAGAAAUAGCCAAAAGCAUUUUUGGUGAUCGUCUUAUUCUUGCACCAUUCAAUGUUAAUCUUGGAAUUGAGAAAUCUAUGGAUCCUACUCGCAUACCUUAUGAAAAAUUUGUAAUUGAUGGAAUCGCGAAAAAAAUCACCCAAAAUCACUCGUAUUCACCUUUUGGUACUUUUAUCACCUUACCAGCUCACAAAUUCGAGCAAUAUGUAUGUAUGCCAAUUACUAUUUCUCAAUCAUAUCGUCAACAUCAGCUCCAUAAAAGUCAAAGUGAUACUAUAUACAUUUACUGGCAAGCAAUGGGUGGUGAUAUGAUGCUGACUCUCUCUAAUAAGUCAGUUGAUCUGAAGGACAAACAGUCAAAUAUUGACUGUUUGAUUUGCUACAUCGCCGAAAAGCCAACAAAUCAAGCUGUUACUGCCUAUCAUGAAUCCUGUUCGUACAUCACAUGUGGCCUUCCAUAUCAUCAUGAUAAGAUCGUGCACGAUUGUCGCUGUAUGAAAGCUUUGUCAUCUUCGUUUCAUCGUGGUUGCAACACUGAUGACUUCAUCUUUUAUUGUCUUGUGAUUAAACCACGAACGGGUGAAGUUAUACUGACACAUGUUGGUUCGAAUAAUAUUUAUAGUCAUCAGAAAAUUGCUUAUACAUUCCAGCGGUCUGAACUUGACUUGUCCACACUUGAAUAUGUCCACGUCAGUACAGGUGUUGGGAUUGUACCUGUGCGAAAUAUUGUUAUUCAACACGAAUCUAUCAAAGAAUAUCAUCCAUCUUUCGAUAAAGAAUUUAAGAAACAUGUUCAGAUAGCACCAUCCGAACCAACGUAUAGUUCACAAGUAUCUUCUGCAGAGAAACAAUCACCUAAGAAAUCAGUCUGGGAUAGAAUCGUAAAAAAAGUGCUUCCUGUCGCAUCUCUGAAGCCAUGUUCCGAUUCAGUUAAUUGUCUCUUACAAUAUUCACCUGAAGAAUCUAAAGAACACAAUGAGAAAUAUUAUCAUCCUUGUCGCUUUUCUGAACUAUGUCGAAACAAAUCCGAGCACCCCCACCUCAAACAUAUUGCGCAUUUGGUGCCCAUGUGCAAGUAUGAUGUAAAUUGCCGAGAUAAAACACAGCCGAUCCACCGCGCUCAAUUUCGGCAUUCAAGUUUGCCCGAUUAUCUUGUCCCAUGCCGACAUAAGCAAGCCUGCACAAUCGAAAAUUCGGACCAUCGGAUCAAGUAUUCUCACGGAGAAAAAGUACCCCUGCCAUCAUUGACAGGUUUGUAAAGGAGCACCCUAAGCUUCACUAAGCAAUAUUUUUGUUUAGAUGCGUCAGGAACAUAGUUUAUACCAUAACACUAUUCAUCAAUUCAUACUAUCUCCAGUAAAAGUUCUUCUUACAAAAGCUACCACGACCAUUGAUCUGUCUGAAAAUCAGCAUUUUUCAUAUUGACACUUAAAAACCAUACUUAACCUGCGUGUAAUAAGUCUUUGCACAA